Molecule: messenger RNA, 498 nt
Organism: Ascoidea rubescens DSM 1968
Lineage: Eukaryota; Fungi; Ascomycota; Saccharomycetes; Ascoideales; Ascoideaceae
Gene: TOM20
Product: TOM complex receptor protein TOM20
Exons: 1
Coding region: 1-498 (165 amino acids)
Biological process (GO): protein targeting; protein import into mitochondrial matrix; tRNA import into mitochondrion
Cellular component (GO): mitochondrial outer membrane translocase complex; mitochondrial outer membrane
Molecular function (GO): transmembrane protein transporter activity
Source: RefSeq, a predicted model, not a curated record
AUGUCAAAGACAACAGUAAUUUCUUCUUUAACACUCACAGCUUUUGUAUGUUAUUUGGUUUAUUUUGAUUACAAUCGUCGUCAUUCUGUUGAAUUUCGUAAAAAGUUGAAGAAAACCAAAAAAAAUCACUAUAAACAACAAUUAAAAUCAAAACAAAAUGCCAAAAAGGUCAAAUUGGAACAAAUAAAAUCUAGAUUACUAAAAAGUUUAGCUGAUGAACCAAUACCAACUGAUUUGACUGAUAAAGAACAGAUCUUCAUUAAUCAUGUUGGCAAGGGAGAGCAAUUGGCUGCCGUAGCUGGAAAAGAAAUUGAUUCUGCUUUAAAUUUCUACAGAGCUUUAGCUGUUUAUCCAAAUCCUACUGAUUUAUUGAGUAUUUAUCAAAGAACUGUUCCUGAGAACAUUUAUGAAAUAGUCGUUUCAAUGAUUGCAAUUCAACCUCCAAAUACUGUUGUCAAUAUCUUACGUGAUUCCAUUAGUAGUUUGGAUCAAGAUUAA